This is a messenger RNA of Oncorhynchus tshawytscha (Chinook salmon), 3676 nucleotides long. RefSeq names its product layilin a (gene layna). The record is from RefSeq and is a predicted model, not a curated record. The transcript is spliced from 6 exons. NCBI's taxonomy places the organism in Eukaryota, Metazoa, Chordata, Actinopteri, Salmoniformes, Salmonidae. The coding region runs from base 266 to 1657 and encodes 463 amino acids. Gene Ontology annotation, molecular function: hyaluronic acid binding.
CAGAAAUAUAACAUAAAAUAACAUGACAUUAACUGGCCCCUCUGUCUGUCUGUCUGUCUGUCUGUCUGUCUGUCUGUCUGUCUGUCUGUCUGUCUGUCUGUCUGUCUGUCUGUCUGUCUGUCUGUCUGUCUGUCUGUCUGUCUGUCCCUCCAUAGCGGAGUUGUUUGAAGUCAGAGGUGAGGUGCAGGGUUGUUUAUUAACCAGUAUGAAUAAAAAAUGUCUGUCCCAAUUUAGCUAGUUAUUAUUAGUGUAAAUUUCCCCAUCGAUGUACGUAGCAAUAGUAACAGUGUGUGUCUGUGCGUGUGUAGGCCAGCGUGUGUGUAGGGUGGAUCGGGGCCGGCCCUGCUAUAAACUGGCAUAUUUUUCUGACCCUGGACGGCGGCUCAGCUUCCUGGAGGCGAAGCUAGCGUGUCGCCGUGACGGAGGGGAGCUGCUGAGCGUUGAGUCACCGGCCGAGCAGCGAAUCAUAGAGCAGCUUGUCACUGAGCUCCGUCCCUCCGACGGAGACUUCUGGAUUGGCCUACGUCGUAACCAUGGUGACACGGAAAACAUUGACGACUGUCCCUCACAGUACUACUGGACCGACGGGAGCCUCGCCUCCUUCAGGAACUGGCACUGGGACGAGCCGUCCUGUGGUUACGAGGUGUGUGUGGUGAUGUACCACCAACCGUCCGCCCCGCCCGGCCUCGGAGGACUCUACAUGUUCCAUUGGAACGAUGACAACUGUGACACUAAGAACAAUUUCAUCUGCAAGUACACUGCAGAGAAGGCUCCUGAACCCUCCCCCAACACUGCACACCCAGCUCUGAACAUUGUUUACAUAGUCCUGCCCAUCAUCCCGUUGUUGAUGGUGUUACUAAUAGCAACUGCGGUCUUCUGCUUCACGCUGCUGUCUCGACGGAGGAAGCUCACUGUCUCUGUGUGUAGGAGGAAGCGGCGUGAACAGCAGACAGAGGUGUGUCCUAGCGACACACGGUCCUGUCCAAACCCCGCCCAGCCGCCUGACGUCUACAACGUGAUUCGCUCCCAGCAGGAGGCCGACCUGGCUGGAACACGCCCCCACACCAAGAACACUUCCUUCUUAGGCUCCUCCCCCGACAUGUCCCCUGGUGACUAUGACAACCUGGGGGGUCUGCGAGACACGGAGAGUGGUUUCGUCACGCUGGCCAGCACAGAGAGCAACUUCCAGUUGACCUCUGAACUCUACGACCUUAGUCUAGGGCGACGCAAAGACGACUCAGACAUUUACCACAACAGUCUGGGUCGCAACGGAGAGGUUUAUAACAACAGUCUGGGUCGGCAUGGUAACCGAGAGGUUUAUAGCAACAGUCUGGGUCGUCAUGGCAACGGAGAGACGCACGAUAACAGUCUGGGUUGUCACGGCAACGGAGGGACGUACAACAACAGACUGGGUCUUCAUGGCCGUGUGGUGAAGAGCAGUGAGCUGUACAACACUAGUCACUAUAGAGACAGUCUUUACCAAACCGGCCUGGAUCGCUAUGGUAACCCUGAACAGCACGAGAGAAGCCUGGGUCGUCAUGGGAACGAUGCCAGUGUAGAUUGCUAUGGGAAGGAGGCCACUGUGGGUUACUAUGGCAAUGAGGGCAGUCUGGGUGGGAAGUGCUACAAAGAGUGGUUGGACAGUGACAGCAACUGACAACUACUGACAGUUACAGCUACUGACAGUGACAGCAACUGACAGCUACUGACAGUGACAGCUACUGACAUAUACUGACAGUGACAACUACUGACAUAUACUGACAGCUACGGACAGCUACUGACAGCUACUGACAGUGGCAACUACUGACCGCUACUGACAGUGACAACUACUGACAUACUGACAGCUACUGAUAGUGACAACUACUGACAGUUACAGCUACUGACAGCUACUGACAGCUACUGACAGUGACAGCUACUGACAGUAACAGCUACUGACAGUGACAGCUACUGUGACAACUACUGACAGCUACUGACAGUGACAACUACUGACAGUUAUAUCUACUGACAGCUACUGACAGCUACUGACAGUGACAGCUACGGACAGCUACUGACAGUGACAACUACUGACAGUUACAUCUACUGACAGCUACUGACAGUGACAGCUACUGUGACAACUACUGACAGCUACAUACAGCUACUGACAGCUACUGACAGUGACAACUACUGACAGUUAUAUCUACUGACAGCUACUGACAGUGACAGCUACUGUGACAGCUACAGAAUGCUACUGACAGUGACAGCUACUGACAGUUACAUCUACUGACAGCUACUGACAGUGACAGCUACUGUGACAACUACUGACAGCUACGGACAGCUACUGACAGCUACUGACAGUGACAACUACUGACAUACUGACAGCUACUGAUAGUGACAACUACUGACAGUUACAGCUACUGACAGCUACUGACAGCUACUGACAGUAACAGCUACUGACAGUGACAGCUACUGUGACAACUACUGACAGCUACUGACAGUGACAACUACUGACAGUUAUAUCUACUGACAGUGACAGCUACGGACAGCUACUGACAGUGACAACUACUGACAGUUACAUCUACUGACAGCUACUGACAGUGACAGCUACUGUGACAACUAUGGACAGCUACUGACAGCUACUGACAGUGACAGCUUACUGACAGGGACGGCUACUGAGAGUGCAAGUACUGACAGUUAUAUCUACUGACAGCUACUGACAGCUACUGACAGUGAAACCUACUAACACUGACAGCUACUGACAUCUACUGAGAGUGAUAGCUACUGUGACAGCUAUUGACAGCUACUGACAGUGACAGCUAUUGACAGUGACAGCUAUUGACAGUGACAGCUAUUGACAGUGAAACCUACUGACACUGACAGAUACUGACAGUGACAGCUACUGACAGCUACUGACAGCUACUGACAGUCUGUGUGUGUGCAUGGCCCUGUUAUGCUGCCCUCCCCUGAGGGGUCACUGUCAGGUCAUGAACCUUGACCCCAGCUGUGCCUGAGACACCAAAGCCUGGUCCUGUCCUCCUCCUGUCUCGUCCUCCUCCUGUUCAGAUCUUGUCCCAUUCUUCCCUUGCUGCCUGACCACAACAUGACAACAAUAAUUUAGGCAUGAUAGGCCCGAUUCAGAACACACCCCUUGAAUUCGCACUUCUCUGUAGUUGGUAUACAGACUAACCUUGUGCAGGUGCAUAAUGAGCUUUGCACGCAUGGCUCCCUUUCGCUGCUGAAUACAUUUAAUACAACUGCUGAAAUCCCUCCCACUUGCUGGCCAACAGAUUUACUUGUGGAGUCAUUCAUUUACUUGUGGAGUCAUUUCAUUAAAUAGGAGUUUCAGUACUUUAUCUAAAGCCAUCCCUUUAAAUUUGGUGUACCUUUAAUUCUCUACAGACUCUAAUACAUGGAGAGAAUGGUUCAGAAUAUUAGGGAUCACUGAAAUACAUGCAUAUUCAUCUACUUUUCAGCAAUAAUUGGUAGAUAGAAAUAUACUCUGAUCUUGUUUAUUAUUUAGAGAGAGGAAAGUUUUUAUAUAAUAAUAAAUAUAUUAACAGCGUUGGAGAGCCUUUAUGCACGAAAUAUAUGUGAAUAAAAAAUACAAUGAUUUGAUUUUAUCGUGAAAGUUGCCAUAGGAGUAGCCUAGUGGUUAGAGUGUUGGACUAGUAACCGAAAGGUUGAUGAAUCUAAUCCCUGA